Molecule: messenger RNA, 1391 nt
Organism: Drosophila albomicans
Lineage: Eukaryota; Metazoa; Arthropoda; Insecta; Diptera; Drosophilidae
Exons: 4
Coding region: 164-1204 (346 amino acids)
Cellular component (GO): cytosol
Molecular function (GO): L-galactose dehydrogenase activity
Source: RefSeq, a predicted model, not a curated record
CAAUUCUGUUCCUUGAUAAUGAAAGCGAAAAGUCAGAGAAUCAUACAAUAAAUUGUUGAAUUGACUAUCAGUACUGCUUGUGGCCUCCUGGUCGGUUGAACGAAUUUCGCCAGAGUGCGAAACAAAUUAAACAAAGCUAAAAAUAAAUAAAUACGAUUGGAGAAUGUCUGGAACAUUACCAGCCACUUAUGUGAAGGGUUUUCACGAUGAGGAGCAAGUGAAGCGUAUGGAAUACCGCAAGUUUGGAAACACAAAUCUACAAGUCUCCAAAAUUUCAUUUGGCGGCGGUGCGCUCUGUGCGAACUAUGGCUUCGAAUUAGAUGAGGGCAUUCGAACUGUGCAUGAAGCUUUGAAAGCUGGCGUCAAUUACAUUGACACUGCUCCUUGGUAUGGUCAAGGGCGUUCGGAGGAAGUUCUGGGUCAGGCACUGAAGGAUGUGCCCAGGGAAGCCUACUACAUUGCCACCAAGGUGGCCCGCUAUGAGCUCGACUACGAUCAUAUGUUUGACUUCAGUGCAAAGAAGACUCGUGAGAGCGUGGAAAAGAGUCUGCAGCUGCUUGGAUUGGACUAUGUGGAUGUCAUCCAAAUACAUGACAUUGAAUUCGCCCCUGACUUGGAUAUCGUGCUCAACGAAACGUUGCCCACGCUAGAGCAGUUGGUCAAGGAGGGCAAGGCCAAAUACAUUGGCGUAUCCGCCUAUCCAUUAUCUGUGCUGAAGGAAUGCAUUUCACUUGCCAAGGGCAGAUUCGAUACGGUGCUCGUAUAUGCGCGUUACACUCUCACUGAUCACUCUUUGCUCGACUACUUGGACUUCUUCAAGUCUCAGAACUUGGGCAUUGUUUGUGCCGCAGCCCAUGCCCUAGGUUUGCUUACAAACGCCGGGCCACAGCCGUGGCAUCCGGCCAGCGAUGAUCAAAAGCAAGUGGCACAGCGAGCGUCUAAGGUGUGCAAGGAUCGUGGCGUUGAGCUGGGCAAGCUGGCCAUGUAUUACACCAUCCAACUAAGCGAUGUGAGCACCUUUCUUACCGGCAUGCAGACCCGCCAGCUGCUCAAAACGAACUUGUCUGCCUUUUACGACGGCCUCAAUGCUCAGGAGCAGGAAGUGUUGCAGCAUCUCAGAGAAAACGUCUUGACGAAGCCUUUUCACUGGGAGGGUAAUGAACUGGAAAUAUACUGGAAAGCACUUAAAAGCAAAAGGGCUUAAAUAAUGUUGGAUCAUGAUAUUCAUUUCAUUCAAUAUAGUCAAGUGUAUUAUUGUGUAGUAUCUAUCACUUGAAGAACGCAUGAGGUUUUGAUAUAGAUAAGAGCAACACAAAUAUAGCAUAUAAAUAUGGGGUUAUUGACUUUCAACUGACCUAUAACUAUUAAUAAAAUCGAUUUUAAAUUGCAAA